Ylistrum balloti is the source of this 5407-nucleotide messenger RNA. RefSeq names its product structural maintenance of chromosomes protein 3-like. Gene Ontology annotation, cellular component: chromosome. Lineage: Eukaryota; Metazoa; Mollusca; Bivalvia; Pectinida; Pectinidae. The record is from RefSeq and is a predicted model, not a curated record. The transcript is spliced from 33 exons. Gene Ontology annotation, biological process: mitotic sister chromatid cohesion. Bases 71 to 3691 code for a protein of 1206 amino acids. Gene Ontology annotation, molecular function: double-stranded DNA binding; ATP binding; cohesin loader activity.
AUUCGUCAGUUUCUUUUCUGUUUUCUUGAAGAUUGCUUCGAUAUGAUUCUUUAUUGACUUAUCACGAAUAAUGUAUAUCAAGCAGGUUAUUAUCCAAGGUUUCAGAAGUUACAGGGACCAGACUGUGGUGGAGCCUUUCAGUCCUAAGCAUAAUGUCAUCGUUGGCAGAAAUGGGUCUGGGAAAAGUAACUUCUUUUAUGCCAUCCAGUUUGUAUUGUCAGAUGAGUUCAGUCACCUGAGGCCUGAACAGAGGCAGGCCUUGCUUCACGAGGGCACUGGUCCUCGUGUUAUUUCUGCCUUUGUGGAAAUCAUCUUUGACAACAGUGACAACCGAAUACCUAUUGAAAAAGAUGAAGUUGUCUUACGGCGUGUCAUUGGGUCAAAGAAAGAUCAGUAUUUCCUUGAUAAGAAAAUGGUCACGAAAGGUGAUGUCAUGAAUCUCUUAGAAAGUGCUGGGUUUUCCCGUAGUAAUCCAUACUACAUUGUGAAACAAGGAAAGAUCAAUCAAAUGGCAACGGCUCCAGAUUCCCAAAGAUUGAAACUUUUACGUGAAGUGGCAGGUACUAAGGUUUAUGAUGAAAGGAAGGAGGAGAGUAAAGUCAUACUACGAGAAUCAGAGGGAAAAAGAGAGAAGAUUAAUGAUUUGUUGAAGUAUAUUGAGGAAAGACUGGCAACGCUUGAGGAAGAGAAGGAAGAAUUGAAAGAAUACCAAAAAUGGGACAAAAUGAGAAGGUCUCUGGAAUACACUAUACAUGACCAUGAGUUGAGAGACACGAGGAAGAAACUGGAUGAUCUUCAAGAAAAGAGAGAAACAAGUGGUGUACAGACACAGAAAUUGCGUGAUUCACAGCAAAAUGCCAAUGAUAAAGUCAAGGCAAUCAAUAAAGAUCUUAGAGAAUUAAAGACCAGGAUGCAGACAAUUUUAGAUGAGAAAGAACAGAUUGCAUCUGAAAAUCAGGAUCUAACAAAAAGGAAAGCGAAACUGGAACUUAACAUCAAAGAUAUUCUUGAUGAUUUAGAAGGUGACAAAAAGGCGAGGAAAAAAACAGAAGAAGAGCAAAAGAAAGUGAAUGAAAGAAUAGCCAAAACACAGGCUUCCUUAGAGGCCAUUACACCACAGUAUGAGGCCCAACAAAGUCGGGAAGAGAACUGCACACAACAAUUAUCAUUGGCUGAACAAAGACGGAAAGAACUUUAUGCUAAACAGGGUCGAGGAAACCAGUUUACGUCUAGGGAUGAAAGAGACAAUUGGAUAAAAAAGGAGCUCAAGUCACUCAAUCGAGCAAUCAAAGAUAAAGAAGAACAAAUCCGCAGAUUACGGGAAGAUUUAACUAAUGACACGAAAAGAGCUGAACAUUUAAAAAUUAAUAUACAGGACAUUGGUAGCAAGACUGACCAGAACAAAGAUAUUAUAGACCAGAAUCAGAGGAGUUCAUCAGACAUGAAGAAAGAAAAGGAAACCAUCCAUAAUGAGAGAAACGCUAUGUGGAGACAGGAAAACAUAAUGCAACAGGAGCUAGUUGGCAUUCGUGAGGAGCUUAGUAAAAAGGAACAGGCUCUACGUUCAAUGACGGGAAAGGCAAUUUUAAAUGGAAUAGACAGUGUACAAAAAGUGAUACAGUCUUUCCGAGAUCAGCGAAAAUUUUCUGAGGUGUGUGAUGGCUACCUCGGUAUAAUGAUAGAAAACCUAGACUGUGACAAAGCCUUCUUCACAUGUGUAGAGGUCACAGCUGGCAGCAGAUUAUUUCAUCACAUAGUUGACACAGAUAGAACUGGCACAAAGAUCUUGGCAGAGAUGAACCGACUUCGGUUACCAGGGGAGGUAACCUUCAUGCCUCUGAACAGACUGGAUGCUCGUGACACCCCAUAUCCUAAUAUUAGUGAUGCAAUCCCAAUGAUCAGCAAGCUCAAUUAUGAUCAGAAAUUUGCACGUGCAAUAAAACAUGUCUUCGGUAAAACGCUGAUUUGUCGGAACAUUGAGACUGCUACCCAAAUAGCUCGUACACAAAAUCUGGAUUGUAUAACUCUGGAUGGUGACCAGGUAAGCCGCAGAGGUGCUCUGACAGGUGGCUUUUAUGACACACGGCGAUCUCGACUUGAUCUGCAGAAAAGUAAGCUGGAGUUACAACAGAAGCUUGAUACACAGGAAAGAGAAUAUGCUGCUCACAAGUCUAAAUUAGAGGUCCUGGAAUCUAAAAUCAAUAAUCUUGUUAGUGAAAUGCAGAAAACAGAAACGAAAAACAGCAAAAACAGAGACACGUUUGAGAAGAUGAGAGCAGAUCUAAGAUUGAUGACAGAAGAACUACAAUCCAUUGAGAGAUCUAGAUCACCAAAGGAGAAGAGUGUAGCCAGUUUACAGACAAGUUUAGAGGCUAUGCAGGGAUCAGCUGCCUCACUUAAUGAGGAGCUUGGCUCAGAUCUUCUGUCUCAACUGAGUGUGGAGGACCAGAGAGAGGUAGAUUACCUCAAUGACCAGAUCAAACAACUUACACAGCAGAACAAGGAGGCUCUUACAGAGCGUAUACGGUUAGAGGGUGAGAAGAACAAACUAGAUAACCUUCUCCACAACAACCUGAUGAAAAAGCGUGACCGUAUCAUCCAUGAGUUACAAGAAGUGUCCGAGGAAGACAGACGGGCUAGACUUGAAACAUUAAAUGCAGACCUAAUGACUGCAGAUGAACGAAUAGUGGAUCUCAAGAAACAAUCAAAAGAACUGGAUGACCAAUUAGAUAAAAUGAAUAAAGAACAAAAGAACUUACAGAAUAAUUUGGAAUAUUGGAAGGGUCAAGAAAAAGACAGCCAUGAAAAGAUAAGUGAUGAUGCAAAAGAGCUGGAAAAGAUGACAAACAAGCAGUCUUUAUUAUUAAAAAAGAAAGAUGAAUGCAUGCGGAAAAUUCGGGAGCUUGGAUCGUUACCCAGUGAUGCUUUUGAAAAGUACCAGAAUUUAAGCUUAAAACAGUUAUUUAAGAAACUUGAACAGUGUAAUCACGAACUGAAGAAAUAUAGUCACGUCAACAAGAAAGCUUUGGACCAGUUUGUAAACUUCUCAGACCAGAAAGAGAAACUUAUAAAGAGGAAAGAUGAACUAGACAGAGGCCACGAAUCAAUCCUGGAUCUGAUGAAUGCAUUAGACCACAGAAAGUAUGAAGCCAUUCAGUUGACAUUUAAACAGGUCUCUAAGUAUUUCAGCGAGAUAUUUAAGAAACUUGCUCCUCAAGGACAUGCCGUGCUUGUGAUGAAGAAAGGCGACAAUGAACAAAAUGGUGAAGAUGAUGAUGGGUCACCACAGCAAGAUGUUCCUUUAGUAGAACAGUUUACAGGCGUUGGCAUCAAGGUAUCAUUCACAGGAAACAGAGCAGAGAUGAAGGACAUGUUACAGCUAUCAGGAGGACAGAAAUCACUGGUAGCUCUGACACUUAUAUUUGCCAUUCAGAAAUGUGAUCCUGCCCCCUUCUACCUGUUUGAUGAGAUAGAUCAAGCUUUAGACGCACAGCACAGGAAAGCUGUAGCAGAUAUGAUUCAUGAAUUAGCUGGUGAUGCCCAGUUUAUUACUACUACGUUCCGGCCAGAAUUGCUUCAACAUGCUGACAAAUUCUAUGGUGUCAAAUUCAGAAACAAGGUAAGCCAUAUUGAAUGUGUGAGCCGUGAGGAGGCGGAGGACUUUGUAGAAGAUGAUUCAACACAUGGGUGAGGAUUGUCUAUCGAUUUAGCUGGAUAAGUGGCUCCUUCAGACAUCCUGGUCUGGAUACACAUAACAAUGAUAUCUGUGAGGUACCUGCAAGGAACUUCUCUACAAAAGGCAGCAUUUUUAGUUAGUGUUGUCUGUGUUCAGGUGAUGUCAGCUGGUCCAAAGAGGUAUCCGCCUGAUCCUAGUGACACUGGAUUGUUAUAGUAACAUCAACAACUCAAAGUGCCAUGUGACUGAUUCUUAUUAUGGCACGAGACAUAAUUACGCAAUAUCAUAGACAAAUCUUGGAACUUACGGCAUGACUGAUGUCAUAUAUGGAAGUUAGUACAGGUUGAGAAUGUUACAUUGUUCACUAAGAUUAAUUUGAAUGAUGAGCUCUAUAAAUAAGAGAAAUAUGAAUAUGUAACUCCAUUAGAAAUUAAAUGUGUUCUGAUGAAAAUUCUUUUAAAAUUAAAAGCAAAAACAUUGUUGAAUUGAAAAAUGUUUAAAGGUAUACCACUAUUUGUUAAAUUGAAUAAUUUUAAAAUAUUAUCAAUGAUAAGUGAUGUUUCUUUUCUCCAAAAGUCUUACUGGUAAUAAAUUAUUCAAAUAUUAACGUAGGUCAAGGAAUUUAUGUGCUGUUUUUUUCUAGUUAAUAAAAGAGUUCAGAUCAUGUAUGAUAUUGACUUUAAUGUUAAGUCAUGUUGCCAUUGGUUUUAUCUGAAAAAAUGUAGAGUAUGUCAAGGCAGCCUGAGAGGGUUACACAUGAGAGAGAGUGUUUCCACAGGAAAAGUGAAAGAAUGAAGUAUCAUGAGAGAAAGAGGACAUAUAAUAUUCCCACUUAUAUCAUUCACCAUUAAUAUCACAGCUGUAACAUAACACAACGGAAUCAGUAACUAUACUAUUUUGCUGAUAAGGUUACCCAUUAGGGCAGGGCUAAUGAUCUCACAACAGUUUAAAAUUCUCUUUCAUCUGCAACUUUAUCUGAUACACUCAUGCAGGAAUGUAUAUAAAGUUACAGGGGAAGAUCUGGAGUUGUCGUUCAAAAGUCAUAAGGUUUUUACUUCAGUGUUGGAUAAAGUGGGUUGAACCUCCUGUUUGUAGUUAAGGCCAGUAAAAAUAAUGAGAAAAACGUCAUCAGUGUAAGUGGUCUUUAAUACUGAAGGAAAAAUCUCACAAGGAAAUCUGAAAGAUUCAAGGAAAGAAAUAUUCAGUGCUGAUUGUAAAUGUUUUAAUGCAGUUUUAUUGUGAAACAGCUUAUUCCUGGCUAUGAAACUAAAUCUGUUGCACAACUUGUGUUAGAAAUUCAUUCUGUCCUGCAUUUGUUGAAAAAUGAUAAAUGUUGAACAGAAGCAAAUUUCAGAUUGAAGCCAUGUUGGUUAACAUAAUGUUAAACUAGAUAGUGGUGCAAAUCAGUUGCAAGAUAGUAAAGCUUUUAUCUAAGAGUUGUGUAGUCCCAGUAAUCCCGACCUCUUGACAUCUUCCUCUGCUGAGAAACACAUCAUCUUGACGGGUAGGAAGGAGUGUGGAAUUAUUUGUAAUUACUGAUUGUUGUCAAGUGUUUUUGUAUAAAUGUUGUUAAUAAGAUGGUCAGAUAUUUUUUAAAUAUAUUGUGCAAGUCUUUGAUGUUUAUCAUUCAUCUUAAUCAUUCUGUUAUGUCUGUAUUAGAGGUGAUUUGAACUCUUGUAUCAGAUCUGUUAGAUUCAUGUCCUAAAUUUAUCAUACUUUUAUCUAUGUAAA